Messenger RNA from Panicum virgatum (switchgrass), 889 nucleotides. RefSeq lists its product as uncharacterized. The transcript is spliced from 3 exons. The coding region runs from base 127 to 720 and encodes 197 amino acids. The record is from RefSeq and is a predicted model, not a curated record. NCBI's taxonomy places the organism in Eukaryota, Viridiplantae, Streptophyta, Magnoliopsida, Poales, Poaceae.
CUUUCCAACCCACUUUCCCCUCGCCCCAGUUCCCCCCACUUCACAGCACAGCCGCUCCCUGCCUCCACUGCGAGCCUCGAGAGCCUAGGGUUCCCUCCCCUCCUCGGCUCCUCCCCGCGCGCUCCCAUGGCUGCCUCUGAGGUGGUGCUCGAGGUUCUCCCCCAGGCGCCGCCGCGGGAGCCGGCGGCCGCGCUGCUCCCGCGCCUCGCCGUGCCCAAGGUUCUGCAGUACCUGUACCUCGCGAGCGUGUGGGUCGCCUCCGCGGGCGUGGCCGCCGGGACCGUCGCGCGCCGGGCCCUGGGCGACGAGUCCCCGGUGACCUACGCGUUCCUCAAGGUCUCGAUCGGAGCCCUCGUCUUCCUCGUGCUGCUCGUCCUCGUCGUCACCCUGCGGCUCCUGCGCGCCAUGUGCGCGGCGGGGUUUGGGCUGUCGCUCCGCACCGUCGCCAGGGAGGUUCAGAUCCAUUCCCGGAAGAUGUUUGGAGCAUUAACUUGGAAGGUGCUGCUGGACCCUGCUGCAGUUGUGUUGCUCGUGUCUUUCCUUUUCUUCCUGCUGCUUGGAGUAGGCGUUCUGGUGCUUGGGGGGCUGUUACCUGUGCAGGAAUCUCAAAGGGAAAGGAUUGGUUUUGCACUCUUUGAUACAUGGGUAUUGGGUGCCAUGGGAAUGUCUUGCUUUGUCAUCAUACCCAGUUUUGCACUAAAGAUCUGGAGGAGCAAAUAGGUGGCGAUGCGGAAGCAUUUCAAUAUCUGAGGCAAGGACAAUUAAAGAAGGCACUGAAGCUCGACAAGCAAUUACAGCACAGACCCUGAUGUAUGCUGGCGUCUGCCGUCGAAGCUAGCUGACUUCUCUGCUUAGGUUCUAAUUAUCACCAGUAAUAUCUUUAUUAAGU